AUGUUCCAGAACCUUCUGGAAAAUUCGAAAAAAUUCUGGAUUGUUCUAGAACCUUCUGGAAAAUUUUUAAAAAUGUUGCUGCGAGAUCUUCGUGGCGAGACCCAUCGUGGCGAGACCCAUCAUGGCGAGACCCAUCGUGGCGAGGCCCAUCGUGGUGAGACCCAUCGUGGCGAGACCCACCGUGGUGAGACCCGUCGUGGUGAGACCCAUCGUGGUGAGACCCGUCGUGGUGAGACCCAAAAUUUUGGCGGGAAAUUUAAAUUUUCUGUGAAAAAUAUUUUGGCGGGAAAUUUAAAUUUUCUGUGA
This is a messenger RNA of Caenorhabditis elegans, 306 nucleotides long. RefSeq lists its product as uncharacterized. The record is from RefSeq and is marked reviewed. Bases 1 to 306 code for a protein of 101 amino acids. Lineage: Eukaryota; Metazoa; Nematoda; Chromadorea; Rhabditida; Rhabditidae. The transcript has a single exon.